CUGCCCCUCCCAGCCCUCCAAUGAGUGCCCCAGGAAGGGCCCGGCCUUGCAAGGGAUGCACUGAGUCCCAGGCUGGGCUGACCAAGCUCUCCCCGAGUCUCCCUUUCCUUGCUAGAACCCCACACCUGACCUUUCUGCCUUGACCCCGACCUCUUCUCGAGUUAAACAUUCCCUGUAGGAACUGGAUUCCAUUCUUGAUUAGGCAAGUGCUUCCUUAAACACUCCGGUGGCCUAAACCUCAGGGCAGCUGAGGACCUGGGCUCGAGGCCUUCCUUGCACAUGUCCCAGCUGGGUGAUUCUGGGUAAAUCCAAUUGCAUGGUACACCCAGAGCGACAAAACUCCCGUUAGAGUGCAGAUCUGUCCUAGCGGAGGGAGUUUCCCCAGUGGGAAGCAACCCCUUCCCCCCAUUCCAAUGAAAUCAAUUGAGAAAAGAAUGGAAACCGAGUCUGGAGAAUGUCCCCAUGCACUUAGGUCCUCCGUUCUAUCUCCCUCCACACUCCCAGCUUCUCUCCCACCACAGUGCCUCCCCCCACUUCUGACUCCAGGCCCCCUUUUUCUCCCCGAAGGUAGUUCUGUGAGCCAUGGGGCUGUCCCGCAGAGUUCUCGGCCCCACGCUUACGCCAGCCUGACCGUCCGUUUUCCAUCCUAUCUCCCCCCCACCCAGGUCUGUGCUCCGGGCUGGGGCUUGGCACUGCCCCUAACACGUGCCCGUGCCUUUCUUCAUAAUCAUUGCUAUCUCCUAGGAGUCCAUUAAAUCUGAUGAGCACUUAGUAAGUACCCCUGGGAGUCAGGAUACAAAGGCAACUCCCAGCCCAAAAGGAGCACGCAUUUCCUCCCAGGAGAGCACAAGGCCCUGGUGAGCCCCACGAUGCUCCUGGAUGGCAGCAGGCUCUCCAAAGGAAGCACUUGUCCAUAUCUAUCCUUGUUCCUACAGAGAAGCCCUUCCUUUUAAGGGGUUGGGGGGGAAGAGGAGGCUGGGAGAGACCACGGGACUUGAGCUGGCAUUUGAGCUCUGGUCCUCCCCGCUCCAGAACUAGUGCCCUGUGCCGCCCACUGCCCCUCGGCCUAUGAAACUGCCCGCUCGGACGCAGCUCUGGCUCCAGCCCAGAGGCCUGGCUGUUGUUGGGGCCUUGGAGAUGGCCCUCCAACCCAACCUAAUGAGCAUGUGGGGCGGCCGGGGACCCUCUGCAGUCUGCCUGUUUCCAUUUCUAGCACGUGAAGGUUUGUAGAGCUCUUUGCGAGGUCCCACAUGGACAAAUGUAUUGGGAGUAGCCUUUUUUGUUGGGGCAACUACCUGGAAACGGGGUCCACAACCUGAGGAACAGCUGGCCGCUCCCUGAUGCAGAAAGGCCGGAGCACCGGAGGAGAGAUGGGCAAUGUGGGAAGAUAGACGAAAUGACCAGCACCUAGUUAGUGCCUAUUGUUUACCAGCUAGAAACUGAUCAUUGCAGGGACCACGAAGACUCCCAAGGACUGAGCGGGAAAUGUACUUUUUGCCAGAUUGGGAGACGCAGGGCCAGGGCCAGAACGCAUUAUACAUUAUCAGACGUGGUCAAUGUGAUUCGCUUAAUUGUACUUCAAAAGGGAGAGUUCUCUUGGGGAGGGGGUUAUGGGAAAGGGAUAUUUUUAAAAGGCAUCAGUGAAACAUAAAAAAUAAAAUAUAUCCAAGUUGAAAACCAAAUAGUAUUUUCUCAAGAUCCUUGUGAGGUGAAGAAGACAAGGAUCAUUCCCACUUUUCAGAGGUUUUUGUCCAUUGGGUGACCGGGUGUUGUUCAUGGCCGGCUGAGGGUCUGGCGGGAACCGGUCUGCGGCCACGUUCGACUGUAGGACGGCCCAGAUCUCGGGGACUCGGCCGUCGGGGCUCAGGUUCCAGAUUCGGCGCCUCUGGAGCACUGGUAACUCAGCUGGGAGGGAGGGAGAGAGGACCUGGAUUUGUUCUUUCCCAGACCACCUUCCUCCAAGCCCGCCCUCCCUGGCCCGCCGGUCCCCUCUCUUUGGGGGAGAAGCAUGUGCUGGGCUGGGCCAGCCAACAAUGCCCUCAUUCAGCUCGCAGGAGAGGGCAUGCCAGGUGGGAGGCCCUGAGAUGGGGAGGGGGGUGCGGACGGAGAAGGGGCUGCUGCCCUCGCCUUCGGGAGCUGGGCUUGUUUGGGAUUCCCUCGGCCACCCUCACCCUCCUCCCAGAGCUCUGACGGGCAAGGGGGCUCGUGGCCUGGAUUUUCUAGGUGAGUCCUGGGGCUAGCAGAAGGAAGGGAGGGAGCGAGGGGGUCUGGGAAAUGGAGGGAUGCGAUCUGCCUUUGGGAGCAGUUGGGAAAGAAGUGAGCCAGCUAGAGCCCGGCUAGCCGCGGGUCCCCUCUCGGCCCAGGUUCCUGCUCUGUGGGAUGAGGGGGGACCCCUGAGCCUGUGGGUGCUUCCCGGCCACUUCCGGGUCUCAGUAUUCCUUUUGGGGGCUGCCCACCAGCUUGGCCGAGUCUUUCCCAGGCAGGGGCUGCCGGGCUUGCCCCUAGGACAGAGCCCAGGAAAUGGGGCCGCAGUCGGCUCCCCUGGGGCUCCCUGCUCCCCGGCUUCUGCCGGCUGAACGGUCGGGGUGACCACGUGGUUCAGUCCGAAGACUUUGGAGCUGGACGCUUGGGCUCUGCCUGGGCCUCAGUGGCUCCAAGACCCCUCCGGCACUACAUGCACGACCUGUGUCCCCACGACUAGUUGGGACACGUGAGGCUGGAUUAGAUGCUCUCCCAGGCCCCGAUGCCCCCCAGCUUCCUCUGGGCCCGGGAUACCCGGGAUCCAUGAAAAUCGGCCUUCGAACCCCCCUCGUGCCCCCAGGCCGUGCGACCCAGAGAGGGAGGAAUUAACCACUGACUGAUAAUUGCCCAUCGGAGGUUCAGGACUCGGGGAGGGGUCAGAGUGGGUUCCGACCCCCACCUUCCACGCUCGGCAGCACGGGGAAGCCGGGGGGCCAGAGCCGGGGGGGACAGGAAGAGAAGCAGACAGAUUUCCUGGCUCCUCCUGGCUCUGGCCAAAUAAUACCAUUUGGCGAGUGGGCAGCGAUACCCGGCCCUGGGAGAUGCUUACGAGACGUUUGUCCCCUCUCCCUCCCCCGCUUGGGGCUGGCUGGGCCAGCAUGUGGACGCCCCUCUGCCUCGCCGCCGCCCUGCUGGCCCUGGCUGGGAGGGGGCUCGCGGGCCGCUGCCCCCCCGCCUGUGUCUGUGACAACAUCCGGAGACACGUCGCGUGCAGGCGCCAGAACCUCACCGAGGUGCCCGUCACCGUCCCGCAGAUGACCCAGAGGCUGGAUCUCCAAGGCAACGCCCUGAAGGUGAUCCCCCCCGAGGCCUUCCUCUCCCUGCCCUACCUCACCCACCUGGACCUGAGGCACUGCCAGCUCGAGCGGGUGGAAGAAGGGGCCUUCCGGGGCCUGGGCCGGCUGCUCUAUCUCAACCUGGCCUCCAACCGGCUCUCGGUGCUCUUCCAAGAGGCCCUGGAUGGGCUGGGCUCGCUGAGGCAGCUGGUUCUGGAGCACAACCAGCUGGAGGAGAUCCGCCCGGGGGCCUUCGGCCAGCUGGGGUCCCUGGCCCUGCUCAGCCUGGCCCACAACUCCCUGGUCUACCUGCCGGACAUGGCCUUCCAGGGGCUGCUCCAGGCGCGCUGGCUGCACCUCUCCCACAACGCGCUGCACGUGCUGGCCCCGGAGGCCUUGGCCGGCCUGCCGGGCCUGCGCCGGCUCAGCCUGGACCACAACGAGCUGCAGGCCCUGCCCGGGGAGGCUCUGUCCCGCCCCGACGGCCUGGUGCAGCUGGAGCUGGGCCACAACCCGCUCACCUACCUGGGCGAGGAGGACGGGCUGGCCCUGCGGGCUCUGCGAGACCUGGCCCUGGACCACGCUGCCCUGCAGGACGUGGGCGCCGGGGCCUUUGCCCGCUGUCCCCGCCUCCGAGCGCUGGACCUGCGGAGCAACCAGCUCGGGGGGCUGCCCCCUCUCCAGGGGCUGGGCCAGCUGCGGAAGCUCAACCUGAGCGGGAACCCGCUGCUGUGCGACUGCGCGGCCCGGCCCCUGUGGGAAUGGGUGGCCAGGGCCCGGCUCCGCACCGACGCCCUGUGCUCCGAGCCCCGCCGCCUGAGGGGGGAAGCCCUUGAGUCUCUGAGGGCCAAGGAUCUGUUCUGCCCGAGGCAGGGAGACGAGGAGGGGGGCGGAGAGGAGGGGGCCCCCAAGCCUCGGGCCCCGACGCGGGCCCCGGAGGAGGACGGAGCCAGCCGGCCCUGCCCCGCGGCCUGCGUCUGCUCCCCGGACUCCGGGCACAGCAGCUGCGAGAACAGGGGGCUGAGGCUCGUCCCCUCCGGCUUCCCCAACCACACCCAGCUCCUGGACCUGCGGCGGAAUAGCUUCUCCUCCGUCCCCGCGGGCGCCUUCCCCGGCCUGGCCCACCUGGUGUCCCUGCACCUCCAGCACUGCGCGCUCACCCAGCUGGAGGCCGGGGCCCUGGCCGGCUUGGGACGGCUGGUCUACCUCUACCUCUCGGACAACCAGCUCUCGGGGCUCAGCGCGGCCGCCCUGCAGGGCGCCCCCCGGCUCCGGUACCUCUACCUGGACCGCAACCGCUUCCCGCACGUGCCCGCGGCUGCCCUGAGGGCCCUGCCCGGGCUCUUCGCCCUCCACCUGGAGCACAACGCUCUCCGGCAUCUGGCCCUGGCCGACCUGGCUGGGGCCGCGGGCCUCCGCCGCCUCUACGUGAGCGGUAACAACGUCUCCCGCGUGGGCCCGGGCCCGGCCCUGGAGCUGGAAACGCUGCAUCUGGACGGGAACCAGCUCCAGACUGUGCCCACGGCGGCCUUGGAGGGGCUGCCCGCCCUCAGGGAGCUGCGGCUGUCCGGAAACCCCCUCCGCGUCCUGGAGGACAAGGCCUUCCUGCCCGUGGCCGGCUCCCUGCGGCACCUCUACCUGAACGGCACGGGGCUGCGGCAGAUUUCUCCAGGAGCCUUUGCUGGUCUGGGACCGGGCCUCAAGAGCUUGUACCUGGAGAAAAACCGGCUGCAGACGUUGCCCACCAUGGACAGUUUCACGAGGCUGGAGCUUAUCAACCUCAGUGAGAAUCCCUUCCACUGUGACUGCCGGCUCCUCCCGCUGCACAGGUGGCUUGCUGGCCUGAACCUUCGAGUGGGGGCCACCUGUGAGUUCCCAGCCAGAGCCCGGGGCCAGAAGGUAAAGGCGGCCACAGCCGUUUUCGAGGCCUGCCCAGGCUGGAGGACCAAGAAAAGCAAAGGGAUCCCAGCCUCGGCCCAGCGAAAAGCUAGGAAAGCCCGAAGCAAGAAGAAGCAGUUGGGAGCAGUCAAGGUGGGAAAGGCAAGACCCAGAAAAAGGACCAGACAUGUUUGAGAGCCCGAACCCGAGACAGAAGGCUGCUGGAUCUGCCCGUAUUUUAUCAGCUAACUUCCCAGCCCAUUUCAGACCGUGCCCCUGGAUGGACAUGAGAAGUAACUCCUGUCUUUGGCUGUCUUGCUUACAGUUUUCAACUCAUCCUCUAACACAGUAAACUCACUUCUUAUCUGUCUGGUGGAGGGGGUGUCUUGCCCAAUAUCCUGUUCUCUUGAAAUAAAAUGAAAACAAGCAGAA
This is a messenger RNA of Antechinus flavipes (yellow-footed antechinus), 5606 nucleotides long. Its product is annotated as chondroadherin-like protein. The record is from RefSeq and is a predicted model, not a curated record. The coding region runs from base 3063 to 5369 and encodes 768 amino acids. The transcript is spliced from 5 exons. Gene Ontology annotation, molecular function: protein binding. Gene Ontology annotation, cellular component: extracellular matrix. NCBI's taxonomy places the organism in Eukaryota, Metazoa, Chordata, Mammalia, Dasyuromorphia, Dasyuridae.